AUGAAAAAACCUACUGCAUCUUCUUCACCACCCAAAAGAUCCUUUAAAACCAUGAACAACAAUAAGCAAGACUUGUUCUCAAUGCUCUCAAGCCAUCUUCUCGUCCUUAUUGUUAGUUAUUUGCCUUUCAAAGAAGCAGCAAGAACAAGUAUCCUGUCUAAGCAGUGGCGCGAUAUUUGGCGUCAGAAUACAAAGCGGUUACUUGCAAGAAAUCCGAAAAAGGAUAUUCAGAAAUUUUCAUUAGCUUGUUCAAAACCAGAGGAUUUCCUUAUAGACAUACAAAACUUUGUCAUUUUUGCCAUUUCAAGAAAUGCGAGGGAGUUAGAACUCGACUUCUCUGAUCCUACCAGGAAAGAAGUUGACGAUCUUGAGAAUCAUCCAGCAAUAGUUGAAUUGCCUUCCCAAGUUUAUCAACAUGUGGGUCUUGAGUCAUUGAAAUUAUUCUCAUGCAAUUUUGAUGCGUCUAGGAUUGAGGGACCAAAGUUAAGGUUUUUGAAGUUGUUGAGCGACGUUAGUCAUUUUCACUUGAGUAAUCAAUCUAAUAUGUUAGAGGUUGAUAUUGACUUUGGCAAGGAGCUUAAUUUUGAAGAAGUAAUUGGUUCACUUGUUCAUAAUUUCCUACUAGAGUUGUAUGCUGUUAAAGUUUUGACUAUGUGCAGUGUCCUUUUUUAG
This is a messenger RNA of Hevea brasiliensis (rubber tree), 672 nucleotides long. Its product is annotated as putative F-box protein At3g29830. Bases 1 to 672 code for a protein of 223 amino acids. Gene Ontology annotation, molecular function: protein binding. NCBI's taxonomy places the organism in Eukaryota, Viridiplantae, Streptophyta, Magnoliopsida, Malpighiales, Euphorbiaceae. The transcript has 3 exons. The record is from RefSeq and is a predicted model, not a curated record.